CAAUCACGUCUUCGGAUAACUUCCACGACAUUCUACACACACAGUCUCAACAUGCUAUUCUCGAAGCUCACACUUGUGUCCCUUAUUGCACUCUCACAGGCCAAGAAUGUUGUCGAUUUGAGCCAACUGCAAAUAGAUCUCUCCAAGAGAGAAGGACAGGAGCCUCUGUUUGAGGAUCCUUCAAGUGUUGAUGGUAUCUAUAUUCCAAAAGGUGAAGAGCCUCAGAAGGGCCCUACGCUCCUAGUUUCGGGCAUUAAUGUUAAUACAGAGAUUUCUGUUUUCGCAGGGUAUGUGAGGGACGACAUCGACGUUGCUUCUCGCUUCAACGAUGCCAAAAAGCAGACAGUUGUAUUUGCCCCAACUGAUAGUGGGAUUGAAACCCUUCCACUAAAGCCAUGGCAGUUCCCAACUACUGUGGAUGAAUCCAAAUCGGAGGAGGAGAUAAAUGCCAUUAUACAAUCAAAUGUGGAUGAUUUCAUCAAGAGCCAUUUGGUUGAUGGUGAAGUUCCAUUCGAGGUUUUGAACUCUGAAAGAUCUAAUUUGGGUGCUAAGUUGAUGAGUGAAAAUGGUAAGGUGAUCAAGUUGGUGAACGACGAAGGUGAUUACUACGUCUCGUCUGGUGAGAGUAACGAAUGGUUGAAAGUUCAAAAGGUGACUAAUGUCGACAACGGUGCAAUUUUGGUGAUCGAUAAGCCUUUGAGCUCGCCUUCACUCUUCUGAUAUAAUUUAUACGAUGUUUUAUGAUGAUACUUAUGGGCUUUAAUUUAUAUGAUAUAAACUUUUUCUUUUCCUCGGUACAAA
Williopsis jadinii is the source of this 801-nucleotide messenger RNA. RefSeq lists its product as uncharacterized. The transcript has a single exon. Bases 52 to 720 code for a protein of 222 amino acids. The record is from RefSeq and is a predicted model, not a curated record. Lineage: Eukaryota; Fungi; Ascomycota; Saccharomycetes; Phaffomycetales; Wickerhamomycetaceae.